UGGAGAAGGCGACACUGCUUUGGGGACAUUUCACACUCUUCAAAGCUUCAGUGUGUUUAUCUUACAUCCCUGUUUGAACAUUGAGUUUUAAAAAUGUCCAGGAAAGUGAAGAACAGGAACCUGCAGGUGUCCUGCGAAGAGCGCAUCCUGAAGGACUGCCAUCAGAUGUACACGGAUACAGACAGCGGAUUAAUAGCAAUAGCUCAGUCUGUUGGUGUGAAUUUGCUGCCUCCCAGGACGAAGAUCACCGUGAUGCUGAUGGGGAGCCACUCAGCUGGAAAAAGCUCCUUCAUCGACUGGUAUGUAGAAGAGCACAUCCAAAACACUGGAGCUGCGACCGAGACGCAGGGCUUCACGUUUGUUACUAGUGGGUGCAAGAGAGAGUCUCUUACGGGUAAUGCGACCUUCCAGUUGUAUCCACACUUUAAGCCACUUCAGGAAAUUAAAGGUGUGUCUGAAUACGUUCACACUGAGAUCUGCGCUUCUCGGCAGAAGUGUUUCAGUUUGGUGACUUUUGUGGACACUCCUGGACUGGUGGACGGUGAUAUGAACUAUCCCUUUGAUGUGGACCAGGCCAUCCUUUCGCUAGGUGAUGUGUGCGAUUUGAUCCUGGUCUUCUUCGACCCAAUGGGACAGACUCUGUGCAAACGCACACUCAACAUCGUGGAGCAACUGAACGAAAGGCAGGGAGAUCGACUCCGCUUUUACCUCAGCAAAGCUGACGAGGCUGGAGGAGAGUCAGACAGACAGAGAGUGAAGAUGCAGAUUAUGCAGGAGUUGUGUAAAUGUCCAGGACUCAACAAGUGUGGGUUUGACAUGCCUAGCAUCUAUAUCCCCAAUCCCAACAAGCCCAGUCGAUGUGUCAAUCAGAUCAAGGAGGUGUGUCACACCAUACAGAAAACCACCGAACAGACAGUGCAGAACACACUCAACACGCUGGAGAAGGACUGCGAGUUCAUCAGUGAAGCUGUUACUGAUACUCUCAACAACGACCGGCAGUGUUGCAAGGAGAACUGGAGUGCUUGCAGUUUGAGCUGUGGCCUGGGCAUGCUGGGCUUCAGUGUGCUGCUGCUCUUUACCCUGAUGCUGGGCAUCCUCUACCCUGAGGUGCUGGAGCUGGCACUGGGUGCUUAUGGCACUGAGACACUGUUGCUGUAUCUGGCUCCAGCCAUGAGGGUGCUUGAUUCUGUCCCAGUGCAAUUUCAGCUCAUUAUUUGUGGUUUCUUGAUGCAACUCUCUGUAAUUCUCAUCAUCCUGGCUUGCCUCCUCUUUCACACUAAGCCGACUCUGUCUGGAAAACAAAAGAUAAAGUUGCAAGAAAAACUGGAGUACAUGCAGGAGGUCGUCAAAUCUAAAAAGAAGAAGCUGUAUGAGGAGUACCUCAGAACGUUGGUGAUCAGGAUAGAGCCUAAAGUUUUGGGUUGAAGAUCUACUGGAGCCAUGAAUGGAAAGAACAAUGAACAAGUAAUAGGAAGGAAAUCAGUAACACACCACUAAACUUCCCUGCAUUAUAGAGGAGGAGAAAUAAAUUUAUAAACUGUUUGUCUCUCAUUACAAUGCCAACACAGUGUGUUGCUGAAGGUUACUAUUAGUUUACACACAACCAAGGCAUGCAUUGUUCAAUAUCUUGUAUGUACUCCUGUAUGUACAGGCUUUCUACCAAAUAUACAGUACUUCACGCCAACCUUACAGCAUUACACCAUGUGUUUUAAAUCAAAGGUUUUGCACUGCCUUUAUAUAUAAAUAAUUGUCAUUCAUACUGUAACUGCUUAAAAUAUAUACCUCGCUGUAUCACUGUAUGUUUUUAAAUCAAUAAAAAAAGAUAUAUAGACCAUUGUUUGGUAAUGAGCAAAAGUUUUACCAAGCAUAAAUAAACCAAAUUUGUAUACCUUUACCAUUUUACUCUUUCCUUAUUAUAAUAAAACAAAAAUUUGAUUUGAUCUUUUAUGAAUCCCUUGUCCAGGUAACAAUCUGAUAGUUUGGAUCAAAUUCUUGGAUAUAAUCAUGCACUUGGGUACUGUAGAGGAGGGAAAACAGGAGGAUGGUUACAAAAAUGGUCUGUCUAGAGUCCUCUUGAUAGUAAGUGCUGGUACAAAGUAAACUGUUUUUGAAUUAAUGCUACAUCACAGACACAAAUUUUAGAAUUAGAAAAUAUUAAAUGUUUAUUGCUCAGUUUAGACAGGUAAUAGGAAAGUUGGAAAAUAACUGUACCAGCUUGAACAGCAUGGUCUGUGUAUUGGAAGCUCAUAGCUGGAUCUCUCAGCAGGGUUUUCCCUAUACGUGUUCCAGUCUGAAUAUGAUAUGUCUUGAAAUAAUUGUUUUUACACCAUAC
Messenger RNA from Pangasianodon hypophthalmus (striped catfish), 2332 nucleotides. RefSeq lists its product as uncharacterized. Lineage: Eukaryota; Metazoa; Chordata; Actinopteri; Siluriformes; Pangasiidae. The record is from RefSeq and is a predicted model, not a curated record. Gene Ontology annotation, molecular function: GTP binding; GTPase activity. The transcript has 12 exons. The coding region runs from base 94 to 1425 and encodes 443 amino acids.